AUGUUCCUCGUUAUUACACUGCUAAUCAUUACUCUAGCGAAUCAUGAAGCUCACGGUAUGGAUCACGAGCUGCCUCCGGAUCUGAAAAGUACAUUCGAGGAGAUCAAUGAACAGCACAAUGCACACCUGGUUCGCCACCUUCCCAAAGAAACAACCUACGGAUGUGGUGGCAUACUCGAUACGGAGGGACGAAGUGACCUCAUGUAUGUCGCCUGUCUCUACAACAAACGGAAAUAA
Molecule: messenger RNA, 237 nt
Organism: Haemonchus placei
Lineage: Eukaryota; Metazoa; Nematoda; Chromadorea; Rhabditida; Trichostrongylidae
Source: the annotation of a GenBank genome assembly